AUGCUUUCGGUUCCUGUUGGCAAUCGCUUUGUGCAGUUUACGCUUGGCGGCUAUGCGCGGCUUCUCUUUGCCAUCCUGGUCUUGGUGGUCGAAUCCGCAGUGCGCCUCGUCUUCAUGUUCGUUCCGCAGCCAGUGACGUCCGGCCUCGACUUUGUCCGCGCCCAUCUCAUCCGGCAAGGAGUGCGCCUGUUCAGAGGAUACAUGGACGCCAAUGAAGACCCUGCGAUGGACAUGACCACCGUGCAGCUCAUUCAGCACUUUGGAUACACGGCAGAAGAGCAUAUCGUCAAGACGGACGACCGAUUCGUGCUGACACUGCAUCGCAUCCCAAGACGCAAGAAUGAAAGCCAUUCGGUGAAUGGUGAUCGACCGGCGGUCUUCUUGAUGCACGGGCUCAUGAUGUGCAGCGAGGUCUGGGUUGCGACAAACGACUCGCUGGCAUUCAUGCUCGCAGAUCACGGGUUUGACGUGUGGCUGGGAAACAACCGUGGCAACCGAUACAGCCACAAGAACACAAAAUUCAAGCCCUCGCAAAACCACUUUUGGGAUUUCAGCGUUGACGAACUCGCGCUGUACGACGUUCCCGCCAAUCUCAACUACAUUCUCGAUCUGACUCAGCAAAAGACGUUGAGCUACGUUGGGUUUUCGCAGGGCACAGCCCAAGCGUUCGCCAGCUUUUCCCUCAAUCCCCAGCUCGCCGCUCGUGUCAACAUGUUUGUGGCGCUUGCUCCUGCCGGCCGUGCCAAAGGCCUCAAGAAGGGUGUGAUUGGCAGCUUUGUCCGCCUUGCCCCAGACUCGAUCUUUCUCAUGUUUGGAGCAAAGGCGUGCAUGCCGUCCGCAUUGUUCUGGCGCAACCUGCUCGCUCGAAACUCGUUCACGUCGCUCAUUGACGCCAGUUGCCGCUUGCUGUUUGGCUGGCGCAUGGCCAACUUUGGCUCCCAGGAUCGCAAAAACAUGCUCUUUGCGCAUCUGUUCAGCUACACGAGCGUCAAGACGAUUGUGCAUUGGUUCCAGAUGGUCGCCAUGAACCAGUUUCAAAUGUACGACGAAAACCAAGAUUUGGCCAAGACGCCCUACCGAGGCACCACACCCAACCCAUACCCCGUGCACCAAAUCAAGUGCCCCAUGGCCAUCUUCUACGGCGGCGCGGACGGCAUUUGCGAUGUGCAGUGGCUCCUCGACCAAAUGCCGAAAAACACCUUCAUCCACCGCCAAGACGAGUACGAGCACCUGGAUUUGAUCUGGGCGGCCUCGGCCUCGACCUGUAUCUUCCCCAAGGUCAUUCGUAUCAUCAAGGAGACGGUUGAGCGCGAAGCCGAGCACGAGCUGCAACGACGCAAGCGUGAAGAAGAGUGCGCGCACGAAAUUGAGCUGCUCGAGCGCGCAAACGACAUUAGUGUCGCCUCUGCCAAUGCAGGCCGGCAUUUCCAACGGCGGAUUAGUGCCCAUUUAUCCAGCAGCACAUUGCUACCCUGCGAGUCGCAGGACUCUGGCAUUGAUCCUGAUUUGUGAGAGACUGUUGUUUUAGUGUUUUUUGUUGAAGCGGUUUUGUUUUUGUUUCCUUGUUGUUUUGUUUUGUGUUUCGAUUGAGCUUUCCAAGUAAACCCAUCAUUGUCAUCGCCA
Capsaspora owczarzaki ATCC 30864 is the source of this 1623-nucleotide messenger RNA. RefSeq names its product triacylglycerol lipase. Bases 1 to 1512 code for a protein of 503 amino acids. NCBI's taxonomy places the organism in Eukaryota, Filasterea, Ministeriida, Capsasporidae. The transcript is spliced from 7 exons. The record is from RefSeq and is a predicted model, not a curated record. Gene Ontology annotation, biological process: lipid metabolic process.